GGAAGGAGGAGAAGGAGACAAGGAGCUGGAUGGGAAUAUGGGAAUAUGGGAAUGGGGAUGGGGAUGGGAAUUGGGGAUGGUUUGGUGGUUGGGUUAGGGGUUGGUUGAUGGUUGGUGCUUGGUGCUUGGGGAAUAAUAAUAAAGAGACCCCCCCCCAAGUCAAAAGUUAACCAGCUCAACGGGAACUUCGCCAAACCUUGGUUCUGUCUCGUCCGCUCUUUCGCUUUCUUUCUCACCCUUUAUUAUUACAGCAUAAUACUCCGCGGCUACUGUUGCCGAGUGGCUCCAUCUGCGCAGUUCCCAGCAGCUGCAGUGUGAUGAGACUAGCUGGAUGAGGCUAGUGGUAUCACACUGCAGUUGCUGACUCAUUGGACCGGGUGAAGUAUAGACUCUCCCCGUCUCUCCGUCUCCAUUCCAUCCCGGUGAGUGCAGCCCUAGAGCUGUUGAGCUGUUGAGUUGAGCUACGCUGUAACUAGCUGGCUGCCUAGAUAGCUAUUAUUGUAUGUUCACUUAUAGCGGCUGUUAUUAAUAAUAGCUUCACAGGAGCUGAGACUUUAGGGGGGGGAAAAAAAAAAGGAAAAAAGAAAAAAAGAAAAAAACUACGCUGUACAGGGCCACAUUCACAUCAUGAAAUGCUAAAGGAGGGAGCUUGUAUACUUGCAUUCAUUUGUACUGUACAUAACUAUGGAUGCUGUGUCGCUGUCUGUGUGUCGGUGUGUACUCACUUACUUACAAGUUACGCUGCAUACUAUACUACUACUAUACUACUACUACAGCGUACUCGGUCUCUCUCAUCAGUCUCGCCCCACAAAAUACAAAAAAAUACCAUCGAAACCCACCCAACCCGGGCCCCGAAAAACCAAAAAACCAAAAAGGGCGCUAGACUAGCGUCUUGUGGGCUUGGGCUCCCUCCCUUCCUUCCCUCCCCUCCCUCCCACCCACCAACCAACCAACCAACCAGCUCCAGCUCCAGCUCCAGCUCCUCCUUCCUCCUUCCUCCUUCCUUCCUUCCUCCUCCUCCUCAACCUUGGAUCUUGCAUGGGUGAUUUGACUCCAGAACUAUUUGUGGUUCAAUUUUGCUGUUUAUGAUACCCCAACCAACCCUUCCUGAUAUCCAUACAUACAUCUGUCAUCCAUCGCUUUAAAAGGGUUACCCGUAGCGUAGCUAAUUGGCUUGUCUGCCCUCUGCGAAGCCCUAUAACAUAAACCCCCCCGCCUCUGUCUUCAAUACGGAGUACAUACAAUAAUAUCUAUAUGAACGACUCAGAAGACGACCCCGAAUUUUCGUAUUCUAUCUCCCCCGAAAAGACCAAACCUCUUCUACGAAACCAUGUCAGCCACUCUACCCGGAUCCCAGUCGCAAUCGCAGUUGCAGCAGUCCCGCGAUCAGUCACUGGACACUCUGACGGCCAUGGUCAACCAGACACUCAUCGAGACAGGCCGUUUCUUCCGGUCAUCGGGCUCCACCAUGCAAUCGCGCACGCAGCUCAAACGCACCCUGCCCCUCGCCCACGAACACUUCCAGCAGGCUUUGGAUGACUUGUCGGAGCAGAUUUAUAUCGCCAAAGCAUUCCUCGAGCGCGACUAUGACGCCGCCCUUCGACGCAAGUCUCUCCUGAGGCUGAAGAGUGGUGCGUUGGGAGAUGAGAAUAGUAAUAAUAAUGCUGCUGCUGCUGCUGCUGCUGCUGUGCAUGCGGCAAAGGAUGAGGGAAUGGCGAGUAAUGAUAUUGUGACGUCGCAGGCUCCGGCUUCUACUACUGCUACUGCUGCUGCCCCUUCGAAGCAGCAGGAACAGUCUUCUGCGGCUGUUCAAAUGCAGCCGCAAAAGCGAAAUCAAACUCAGAAUCAGCAACAAGUGUCGUCGAACGGGUCGAAGGCCGGGGCCCGUCUGGGGGAGCAGCCGUCGUCGUCUGCGUCUGCGCCACCACCUCUCCCCGCUACAACCACAGCCGCCCACCCCCACCCCCAUCCCGCCAUGGACUCAAUGACCUUCGACUCACUCUUCCCGCCCACUUCCACUCCCGCAGAUAACAAUAACAACAGCAAUGCCAAAAACAACCUCGACAUCCCCCUAUCCUUCACCGCCGACGACCUCACCACCAUCAACAAUAACGACGACGAAGCUGAGAACCAGGCUUUUCUGGGGCUUGGUACCAACAACAACAACAACACUAACAAUACCGAUAAUGAUAAUAAUAAUCACCCCAACCCGAACCCAGACCCGAACCCCAAUUCCAGCACUACUCCUAAGAAUAACAAUAAUAAUAAUAAUAAUACUCCACCCCCCAGCAACCCCCUCUUGUCCCUCUUACCCGGCCUAGAAAGCUACGCCAGCGCCGUCUCGGUAGAUGAGUUUGGUUUUGAGGGGUUGGGCGGUGGCGUUGGCGUUGGCGCCGCUGAUACCGCUGGUGCGGGUGCCUUACACCAACACCACCAGACGCAAAAUCAGAACCAGGACAUCGACAAUAACACCUUCUUCAUGAACAUGAACAUGGGCAUGGGCAUGGGCAUGGGCAUGGGUAUGGGUAUGGGUAUGGGCAUGAAUAUGGGCAUGAAUAUGCCGCAUGCGGGUUCAACAGCAGCAGGAGGAGGAGGAGGGAUGGACAUCAACAUGGACGACCUGCCGCCGCCGACACACGCGGAGGGAGCGAGUUUUGAUGAUUUGUUUGUGGGUGGUGGAGAUGGGGGUAGGGAUGGGGGCGGCGGCGGCGACGGCGGCGGGGGUGGACAUGCGGGCGACUUUUUGGGGGAUGUGGAGAUUGGGGAGUUGGAUGAUUCGUGGUUGAAGUGAUGGUGUCUAUGGUGGGAUAUAUGAUAUGGGUAUGGUAGUCUUUGGAGGCACGGUGCUGGUGUGGGGUUUGUAUGGGGAUGGAGGAUGGGGGAGGGGAGAGAAAAACAGGGGCUUAUAUAUAUAUAUAUGUGUGUGUGUGUGUGUGAGUGUAUAUAUAUACCCGAUGCAUGGAAAUGACAAAAAGAAAACAAUGAGAUCUAUUUUCACAACUCCUUGUCAUUAUUUCAUAUUAUGUUUCAUAUAGUUGCAAUCCCAUAAUUUGUCAAAUUAAAUAUAAAAUAAAAUAAAACUAACCCACAACAACAAC
This is a messenger RNA of Blastomyces gilchristii SLH14081, 3098 nucleotides long. RefSeq lists its product as uncharacterized. The record is from RefSeq and is a predicted model, not a curated record. NCBI's taxonomy places the organism in Eukaryota, Fungi, Ascomycota, Eurotiomycetes, Onygenales, Ajellomycetaceae. The transcript is spliced from 4 exons. Bases 1331 to 2791 code for a protein of 486 amino acids.